Phasianus colchicus (ring-necked pheasant) is the source of this 1872-nucleotide messenger RNA. RefSeq names its product siah E3 ubiquitin protein ligase 2 (gene SIAH2). Gene Ontology annotation, cellular component: cytoplasm. Gene Ontology annotation, molecular function: ubiquitin protein ligase activity; zinc ion binding; ubiquitin conjugating enzyme binding. Gene Ontology annotation, biological process: proteasome-mediated ubiquitin-dependent protein catabolic process; multicellular organism development. The record is from RefSeq and is a predicted model, not a curated record. NCBI's taxonomy places the organism in Eukaryota, Metazoa, Chordata, Aves, Galliformes, Phasianidae.
AUGAGCCGCCCGUCCUCCGCCGGGCCCGGCGCUAGCAAACCCUGCGGCAAGCAGCCGCCGCCGCACGCCCCCGCCCCGGCCGCCGCCGCGCCCGCUCCCGCCGCCGCCACCAUCGCCGCGUCCGGCGCCGGUUCCUCCGCGGUGCCCGCCGCUGCCGCCGUCCUCUCGGGGCCGGGCGGGCCGGUGUCCCCGCAGCACCACGAGCUGACCUCGCUGUUCGAGUGCCCCGUGUGCUUCGACUAUGUGCUGCCGCCCAUCCUGCAGUGCCAGGCCGGGCACCUGGUCUGCAAGCAAUGCCGGCAGAAGCUGAGCCUCUGCCCCACCUGCCGGGGCUCGCUGACCCCCAGCAUCAGGAACCUGGCCAUGGAGAAGGUGGCCUCGGCUGUGCUCUUCCCCUGCAAGUAUGCCACGACAGGCUGCUCGCUGACGCUCCACCACACAGAAAAGCCAGAACACGAAGACAUCUGUGAGUAUCGGCCCUACUCCUGCCCGUGCCCUGGUGCCUCCUGCAAGUGGCAGGGAUCCCUGGAAGCCGUCAUGUCCCACCUCAUGCACGCCCACAAAAGCAUCACCACCCUUCAGGGAGAAGACAUCGUUUUUCUCGCCACGGACAUUAACCUGCCGGGUGCUGUUGACUGGGUGAUGAUGCAGUCGUGCUUUGGUCACCACUUCAUGCUGGUGCUGGAGAAGCAAGAGAAGUACGAAGGUCACCAGCAGUUUUUUGCUAUCGUGUUGCUCAUCGGCACCCGUAAGCAAGCAGAGAACUUUGCAUACAGACUGGAGCUGAACGGCAACCGGCGCAGACUGACCUGGGAGGCCACCCCACGCUCCAUCCACGACGGGGUGAAUGCUGCCAUAGUCAACAGUGACUGCCUCGUUUUUGAUACCGCUAUAGCACACCUUUUUGCUGACAAUGGGAACCUUGGAAUUAACGUGACCAUUUCCACGUGUUGUCCGUGAUAGAUUUGUGUAGUUAGCGAAACGUCGUCUGUCUGGGCACAGUGCUUUAUGUUACUGAGCAUUUUCUUUCUGUUCUGGGUUUUUUAGAUGCUAUUCUGCUAUGUCUUUGUGUAAGUUAAGGUUCCUAACUAGCCAACGUUUAUAAGUUUGGAGAGAAGAGGAACAAGUGUGUCCUGUAAGUAAUAUAAGCGAGGAGAGGUUUUUUAAAUUCUUGGGUGCCUUAGGAAGAUUUUCCCCACACACAGACACCUUUUUAAAUGUAAUUAAUUUUUAAAAAAAGAGUGCUUCCAUUGGACACGUGGCUUGAGAGGUGUGAAGGACUGCAUUCCUGUUUAGAGCGCACCUAGAAACCCUUUCAAGCAGGAAAACAGACUUGUUCUCACCAGUGAACUUCGGGAGUCUUUAGUAGGUGGGAAAAGAAGAAAAUCCAAGCAGCUUAUCACAAGAGAAAAGGCUCAAAGCAUAUCAAGAGGUACUUCAGCAUUGCUAUUCCACUUCCUGCUGCCUUAUUUAAAAGGAUGGGCACUGGGUCAUUUGCUGCCUUUUUAAAAGAAGAGGGAGAAGGGAGGACUGGAGGACUGGGGUGAAGCCCAGCAGGUCUCAGAGCAUGGGAAUUGCCGGCUGUGGUCUGUGUGAGGGGUGUGAGGGAGCCCUGCACACAGCACAGCUACUCCCAGCCAGGUCCUGGUGAUGGCAGAGGGCACACAGCAUAAUAUUCCCAGAUAGCUAGAGCCAGUAAUGCAGAAAUAUAUUCAGGCUGUCCACGUACAGCUUCCCUUGGAGACAUACUUGGUCAUUAUAAAAUAUUAGAAUAAUACAGCAAGAGCUUUAUGGCCAGUGUCAUGUCAUUUGCUAUUUAACUUUUGUUGCCAUAUUUACUUUUAUUUUGUAAUAAAUAUUUUGCAAAAAUGA